Phycodurus eques (leafy seadragon) is the source of this 1681-nucleotide messenger RNA. RefSeq lists its product as uncharacterized. The coding region runs from base 188 to 1681 and encodes 497 amino acids. The record is from RefSeq and is a predicted model, not a curated record. Gene Ontology annotation, molecular function: ubiquitin-protein transferase activity. The transcript is spliced from 3 exons. NCBI's taxonomy places the organism in Eukaryota, Metazoa, Chordata, Actinopteri, Syngnathiformes, Syngnathidae.
UAUUCAGAAAAUUAAACAAGAUCAUAUUGACAGCUCGAUAAUUGGAGAAAUAGAUGAUGCUGCUUUGGCCUCUUACAUUCCAGCCUAUGGUGAUAGGAUUGCUACAAGGCGUUUCUCAGUGGAAAAACAGAGAAGAGGUGGAGAUGAUACAAAAAGACUUUCCUUAUUCCAAAAACUUAGUAAGACAAUGGGUAACAAAGCCUGUGAUCAUGGUUUUGAGGGAGAGAGAGAGAGAGAGAAUACAGUGAAACCAACAAAUGUGUACCUAAAAAAUAAUAAGCGAGCCUGGAAGACAACCAGAAAAAUAGAAUUAGGGUGGAUACAUGACGACAAACAAGUCAGAAAACGCAGCGGUGGAGGAACCAGAGUUCUGGAUAUUAACAAGAAUGCCACUAAAACUGAGAUCCUGUCUCAAGCAAAACAACUGUUUUUCCCGAAUGAGAAGUCAACAAUGGAAAAGUGGGAAGAGUUCAGUCAUGACAUCGUUAACUUUCAGGAAGCACAAGUUGAUGAGGACGUAAGUGUGCGGGAGUGUUAUGACACACACAAAUUAGCUUUAAGAUUUUAUUUGUUCAUAAAGACCCUUGCCGGUGGAGAUGACCAAGAGGAAGGAGCUGACAUACCGACAGAUGAGCAACAUGAAAACUCAACAGAAUGUGGACAAAAGAAACAGACAAUGGAAAAGGUGGAGCAGCUGACAUGCAAAAUACAUAGCAGUGAAAUAAGUCAAAUACACACAACGGAAGAUGAUGAGCUGAGCACUGCAGCUGUUCAGAUUAUUGAUUUUACGUCUUUGUGUAAUACAUCUGAGGUCAGUUUUGGUCCUUUGACAGGGGGUCAAUUUUUAGGUGAUCUUGAUGAUACACUCAUACAUGAUCCAAACCUUGCAAUAGAAGACGAACAACUAAACAUCCCCACUUACACCUCAACUCCUAAUGAUGCUGAGACAGCUUUUGGUAGACCACCAAGUCCUGCCUUUGAACUUUUACAUGUGACUGUGAAACUUCACCGAGUAACUCUCUUAGAUGAACUUAUUACCCAAUUCAAAGAUGAAGCAGUUAUGACAAACUCUGUGACAUACAGCUUUAUUGAUGAAAUGGGGGCAGAUGCUGAUGGUGUGUCUAGGGAUGUAUACGCUGCCUUCUGGACAGAAUUCCUAGACUGUGCAGCAGAAGGUGCAGAUGUGAGGGUGCCAUCACUCUCCCCGAAAUGGCAAGAGGAAGAAUGGAAAUCUGUCGGCAGGAUAUUGGCCAAGGGACUGAACGACCAUGGGUAUUUUCCAUUUCGGCUGGCACAAGCCUUUACGGCAGCCAUCAUAUUUGGUGAACACUCCGUUUCAUCUGAUUUACUUUUUGACUCCCUGAUGUUGUAUCUUAGUCAAUCUGAGCGUCAUCUUUUGUCCACUGCUUUGCAAGAAGCUGUUAUCGGCGAUGAUGAGGAAGAGUUUCUUGAUCUUAUGGAUCGCAUGGGAGUAAGAACAGUACCGACACAAGAUAACUUGAGAGCUGUGCUUAUCCAGGUUGCCCACAAGCAAAUCAUCCAGCAUCCAAAAUAUGCAUUGGAUAAUAUUGCAGAGGUUGCAGGACCAACACUCAGGAAGUUUUUCCCUCAUGUAGAGGAUAUGAAGAAGCUGUAUGAGGACAUUAAACCGACAACACGAAAGCCAGCUAUGAUUGUUUAG